AUGCGGCUGUCGGUGGUGGUCGCCAUCUCGCAUGGGCGCGUGUACCGGCAGCUUGGGCUGGGCCCGCGCUCGCGCCUCGACAUGCUGCGCAACCUGGUGACGGCGCUGGUGCGCCAUGAGCGCAUCGAAGUGCCCUGGGCGCGGGCCGACGAGAUGCGCGACUAUGCUGAACGGCUCAUUGACUACGCCAAACUGGGAGAUACCAAUGAGCGCGCCAUGCGCAUGGCGAAUUUCUGGCUGACGGAGAAGGAUCUCAUCCACAAGCUGUUCAAGGUGCUAGCGCUCCGGUUCCAGCCCCACCCCGGCAGCUACACGCGCAUGCUGCAGAUCCCCAACCGCGAUAGCAUUGACCGCGCCAAGAUGGCAGUCAUUGAGCUCAAGGGGAACCCCUUCCCACCGCUCAUCGUUCGGCGCCGUGACACCGAGAAGACGCUGCUCAACCAGCUGCUGAAGGGUUAUCGGGAGGACAAGAAGUGGGCAGCCUCAGAGGCCCUCAAGGGCACUCCUGUUUAGGUAUCCAUUUCUACCCUGAGGGAGGCCCCAUGCCCACACAGGGGUGGGGCUUGGCGUGAGCUGCCCAGGCACCAGUUGGCUUGUUGCAGUCCUGGAGCACAGGAAUGGAAGAUGUCCCAGGAGAUCUGAAGGUUGAUUUGUAACUUUAAGGCUCCAUGAUGGAGGCACAAACUCAAGCUUUAACUUGCUUCUUCCUGUAGCUUGAAUAGAGACUCAGCAAGAGGAGGAAAUCAAGCUGGGAGCCAUAAUGGUUGAUAUUCUCUAUGUAAAUAAAUUCUGUUC
Indicator indicator is the source of this 795-nucleotide messenger RNA. RefSeq names its product mitochondrial ribosomal protein L17 (gene MRPL17). Gene Ontology annotation, cellular component: mitochondrial large ribosomal subunit; ribosome. Gene Ontology annotation, molecular function: structural constituent of ribosome. The transcript is spliced from 3 exons. Gene Ontology annotation, biological process: translation. The record is from RefSeq and is a predicted model, not a curated record. The coding region runs from base 1 to 513 and encodes 170 amino acids. Lineage: Eukaryota; Metazoa; Chordata; Aves; Piciformes; Indicatoridae.